CGUGAAUAAAACCCUUGUUGGGGAAGGUCUCAGCCUUUAAAGAAAAAAAUGUCACUUCCAAUAGUGGCCUGCGCUCUUCUACUGGCGGCGUUGGCUUCUUCACAAUUUGCUGAUGGAUGCUACACUUCCAUUUUCGCUUUUGGCGAUUCCAUUACCGACACCGGAAACUAUUUUUCUUUAAUCUCCAAGGGACUUUUACAGUAUGAUGAGAUUCCCAAUUGCAGCGUUCCUCCCUAUGGGGAAACAUUCUUCCACCAUCCCACCGGCCGCUGCGCCGACGGCCGUCUAAUCAUAGAUUUCAUUGCGGAGCACUAUGGGCUUCCAUUUCUGCAGCCGUAUAGCGGUGGCGGAAAUGCUGCGAAUGGUGUGAACUUCGCGGUGGUUGGAGCUACAGUUCUCACAGAUGAUGUGCUUCAGACAAAUACUGACUCUGCCGACAAUAUCUCCUUGAUGUCUCAGAUCAACAUGUUCAAAACAUAUCUCCCAUCUAUCUGCAAAAAUACCUCAAGUUGUCACGAAAUAUUCGAAAAGUCAUUAAUAGUUUUUGGGUCUAUUGGAAGCAACGAUUAUGCUUCUGCCAUUUUGGUUAAGAGGGUUGAGGAUGCUUAUCGCCUCCAGCCUCUGGUUAUUAACGCUCUUGCAUCUGCAAUUGAGGAACUAAUUAAGCUAGGUGUUGUAAACCUCAUGGUGCCUGGGAUGAUGCCGGUUGGGUGCUUAGAUGGUUGUUUAGCAGUUUAUGAUGGUUCAAAUAAAGAAGAUUAUGAUCUGAUUACUGGUUGUCUCACUUGGCUCAACGAAUUUGGCCAAAAACAUAAUGAAUUGCUUCAAAAAGAGUUGUCUCGGAUUCAAGAACAUUAUCCUAAUGUUUUUAUUACCUAUGCUGAUUAUUACAAUGCUGGAUUAGAACUUUUUCUCUCCCCCAGCAAAUAUGGUUUUAACAAUGAAACUAGACUUAUUGCUUGUUGCGGAAGUGGAGGUCCAUACAACGCGGACAACGAUACAAAAUGUGGCUUUCCAUCCUCGCAGGUCUGCGAUGAUCCUUCAUCUUCUAUCCAAUGGGAUGGUGCACACUUGACAGAGGCAGCAAAUGAAUGGAUUGCCAAGGGAUUGCUAAGUGGGUUAUAUACUUUCCCAAAUAUUACCGCCUCAUGUGUUUCUUCUGCAAAUGGGAAUGGGGUUUAUGUCAAUUGAAUAACUACUUCACCCACCACUACUAAAUAAUCUUGUUGGGGAAUUAUGAUUGUUUGGACAUUGGAGUGAUAACAUUUGCUAUUAUGUUGGGAUUUUGGGAGCAUGAAAUUUAAUUUUCUGUUUAUGAUUUAGGCCCUUUUUAAUAACGUGUCUAUAUCUGCAGUUGACACAUUGUGUACCUGCAGUUGACAGUUAAUAUUCAUUAGGCUUGGCUCGUGUGGUAGCCUGAAACUUUAUACCCCAGAUUUGUUAUACUGAAUAUUUGGGUUUCCACGUAAAUCGUGCGUCUCCGUCUCUGCUGUUGACAUUUAUUUUUGGGCUAUUGUUUAUUAUCUCGUAUUUGUGCACAUGUUUGUUCUGUGACAUGACAUUUAUUUUUGGGCUAUUGUGUAUUAUCUUGUAUUUGUGCA
Molecule: messenger RNA, 1601 nt
Organism: Ipomoea triloba (trilobed morning glory)
Lineage: Eukaryota; Viridiplantae; Streptophyta; Magnoliopsida; Solanales; Convolvulaceae
Product: GDSL esterase/lipase At1g28580-like
Exons: 5
Coding region: 49-1191 (380 amino acids)
Biological process (GO): lipid metabolic process
Molecular function (GO): lipase activity
Source: RefSeq, a predicted model, not a curated record